Molecule: messenger RNA, 1635 nt
Organism: Hylaeus anthracinus
Lineage: Eukaryota; Metazoa; Arthropoda; Insecta; Hymenoptera; Colletidae
Exons: 2
Coding region: 1-1173 (390 amino acids)
Source: RefSeq, a predicted model, not a curated record
AUGGAAGAACUCUUGGAAAUGGAAAGUCGAUUGUGGGACCAGGUCGAUCAAUUGACUUCGCAAGAAGAAUACCUCGUAUGGGAAGAACGAUGCAACGAGUUCCUCGAGUCCCUGAAAGAACAAAACGCCCUCGAUCAUCGAUCGGUGUUCAACAAUCGUGCAUUGGUAAUACAUAAGACACUCGAAGUGAAUACCGCUUUUAAUGGAGAGUUUGUAGCGGGUGAUAAACGCUCGAACAAGACUAUCAGCGAGAAGAACUGUGAAAUCUUUGGCGAGAUCAAUCUCGAAGAGUGGUACGAGCAACGCGUCGUCGAACCCACCUUAGCAUCGUCGUGUAUACUCAAUUUAAUUGUUAACGUGAAUAAAUAUAUGCCGCUGCAUGCUGGAUGUACCAUACAAUUACCAGCGAGAAAUACAACUAAAGAGACCUGUAAUAAACGUAUGCUCGAACGACAAUGCAUGUUUCGCGUGGUCAGUGGUGGCUGCUCUGCAUCAAGUCGAAAAUCGGCUGCAAACGACGUGGGACACUUCGUGUGGAUCAAAAACUUGUCUCGCCUCGUGAGCUCACAAUUGAGUAAACAUAAACGUAGAAAAUACUUUUGCGAUAGAUGCUUGCACUACUUUAGUUCGAGUGAGAAGCUAGAAGCUCACACCGUAGAUUGCGAGAAGAUGAACGAAUGCGCAAUCGUAUUACCAGAUGAUGAAAGCAAGUGGCUCAGCUUCGACAACUACAUCCAGAAAGAGCGACUUCCAUUUCUGGUGUACGCCGACCUCGGGUGCAUUCUGGAGAAAACUGAUCGAGAAGCGCCAAGAUCCACAUACCAGCAUCAUAAAGUAUUUAGUAUUGCAUAUUAUGUUCAAUGCGCGUACGAUUCGUCCUUGUCGGUGUACCAGUGUCGUCGUGAUGCGAAUUGUGUUUCCUGGUUCGUCGAAGAAUUAAAGAAUUUGGCACAUUUUGUUAAAUCAAUUUUAUCAAAUAACAUACAAAUGGAUGAUUUAACGAGCGAAAAGCAGGAGGCAUUUCCUAACGCGACGCAUUGUCACAUUUGCAAAAAACCGUUUGGAGAAAACGAUACGAGGCUUCGCGAUCAUUGCCAUCUAACCGGUCGGUACAGGGGUCCCGCGCACUCCAAUUGUAAUCUAAAUUAUAAAGCUCUUUUUGCAUUCCCAUAGUUUUUCAUAAUUUGUCUGGUUACGAUUCGCAUUUUAUUAUCGAAGAAAUAGCUAUAGCUUUCGAGGGUGCCGUCAGUGUAUUGCCGAUAACAAAAGAAAAGUACAUCUCGUUCACAAAAAGUGUCGAAGAUCCAAAUAGACUGUCGCGAAAUUGUAUAAAAUUGAGAUUCAUCGAUUUAUACAAAUUUUUGAGUACUAGUCUCGAUAAAUUAGCGUCUUUCUUAGAUAAAACCAAAUUAAGAAUUUUACAAACCGAGUUUCCAAAUUUGUCUACCGAAUAUUUCGAAUUAUUGACGCGAAGGGUGUUUUUCCGUACGAGUACAUUGACUGUGCCGAAAAGUUGGAACAAUCAUGUUUGCCAUCACGCGAAUCAUUUUACAGUUCCUUGACAGGUAAUACAGUAUCGGAGAGCGAGUACGCGCACGCCGAGAACGUGUGGACGCGGUUUUCCAUUCAAAUGCU